This is a messenger RNA of Artibeus jamaicensis (Jamaican fruit-eating bat), 5181 nucleotides long. It is a transcript of the gene TNIK, whose product is annotated as TRAF2 and NCK interacting kinase. NCBI's taxonomy places the organism in Eukaryota, Metazoa, Chordata, Mammalia, Chiroptera, Phyllostomidae. Gene Ontology annotation, molecular function: protein kinase activity; ATP binding. The transcript is spliced from 33 exons. The record is from RefSeq and is a predicted model, not a curated record. Bases 383 to 4465 code for a protein of 1360 amino acids. Gene Ontology annotation, biological process: protein phosphorylation.
CCAACCCCCAGCUGAGUGGAGGAGUUGAUGUGUCUCAUUAUAACAGCCAAUGCAGCCGCCAUCCACGCACAAGCAAAGAAGCAUGUCCCAUUUAAAUACACCCACGCAGCCCGAGCGCCCUUAGCCGAUCAGGGCGCGCAGCCCACACGCACCGCGGCUCCCGGCUUGGAGGUCCCGGCAGGUUGGGCUCCCGGACCCAGCGGAACAAGGAGCGGAGGAUCGCGAUCCCGCGCAGUGGAGAAGGGGUGGGCCGGAGAGGCUGGGCCCGGGGGCCUCCGGCGCGACACCCGCAUGAGGACCCGAGUGAAAUAGACCAAGGUGGAAUUUCCAAGGGAAAAGGUUCGGGGUGGUUUUGGUCCAUUUCUCCUGCGAAGAGGUAGACAUGGCGAGUGAUUCCCCGGCUCGCAGCCUGGAUGAAAUCGAUCUCUCGGCACUGAGGGACCCUGCAGGGAUCUUUGAAUUGGUGGAACUGGUUGGAAAUGGAACUUAUGGACAAGUUUAUAAGGGUCGUCAUGUCAAAACAGGCCAGCUUGCUGCCAUUAAGGUUAUGGAUGUCACAGGGGAUGAAGAGGAAGAAAUAAAGCAAGAAAUUAACAUGCUGAAAAAAUAUUCUCAUCAUCGGAAUAUUGCUACAUAUUAUGGUGCUUUUAUUAAAAAGAACCCACCCGGCAUGGAUGACCAACUUUGGUUGGUGAUGGAGUUUUGUGGAGCCGGCUCUGUCACAGACCUGAUCAAGAACACAAAAGGUAACACGUUGAAGGAGGAGUGGAUCGCAUACAUCUGCAGGGAGAUCUUACGAGGGCUGAGUCACCUGCACCAGCAUAAAGUGAUUCAUCGAGAUAUUAAAGGGCAAAAUGUCUUGCUGACUGAAAAUGCAGAAGUUAAACUAGUGGACUUUGGAGUCAGUGCCCAGCUUGAUAGAACCGUGGGCAGGAGGAAUACUUUCAUCGGUACUCCCUACUGGAUGGCACCAGAAGUUAUUGCCUGUGAUGAAAACCCAGAUGCGACGUAUGACUUCAAGAGUGACCUGUGGUCUCUGGGAAUCACCGCUAUCGAGAUGGCAGAAGGUGCUCCCCCUCUCUGUGACAUGCACCCAAUGAGAGCUCUCUUCCUCAUCCCCCGGAACCCAGCGCCUCGGCUGAAGUCUAAGAAGUGGUCGAAAAAAUUUCAGUCAUUUAUUGAGAGCUGCUUGGUAAAGAAUCACAGCCAGCGACCAGCAACAGAGCAACUGAUGAAGCAUCCAUUUAUACGAGACCAGCCUAAUGAACGACAGGUCCGCAUUCAACUCAAGGACCAUAUUGAUAGAACAAAGAAGAAACGAGGAGAGAAAGAUGAAACGGAGUAUGAGUACAGUGGAAGUGAGGAAGAAGAGGAGGAGAAUGACUCAGGAGAGCCCAGCUCCAUUCUGAACCUGCCAGGGGAGUCCACACUGCGGCGAGACUUCCUGAGGCUGCAGCUGGCCAACAAGGAGCGGUCCGAGGCCCUGCGGCGGCAGCAGCUGGAGCAGCAGCAGCGGGAGAAUGAGGAGCACAAGCGACAGCUGCUGGCGGAGCGCCAAAAGCGCAUAGAAGAGCAGAAGGAGCAGCGGCGGCGGCUGGAGGAGCAACAAAGGCGAGAGAAGGAGCUGCGGAAGCAGCAGGAGCGGGAACAGCGCCGGCACUACGAGGAGCAGAUGCGCCGGGAGGAGGAGAGGAGGCGUGCGGAGCACGAGCAGGAGUACAUCAGGCGACAGUUAGAGGAGGAGCAGAGGCAGUUAGAGAUCUUGCAGCAGCAGCUACUGCAUGAACAAGCUCUACUUCUGGAGUACAAGCGCAAACAAUUGGAAGAACAGAGACAAGCAGAAAGACUGCAGAGACAGCUAAAGCAAGAGAGAGACUACUUGGUUUCCCUUCAGCAUCAACGGCAGGAGCAGAGGCCUGUGGAGAAGAAGCCACUGUACCAUUACAAAGAAGGGAUGAGUCCUAGUGAGAAACCAGCAUGGGCCAAGGAGGUAGAAGAACGGUCCAGGCUCAACCGGCAGAGUUCGCCUGCCAUGCCUCACAAGGUUGCCAACAGGAUAUCUGACCCCAACCUGCCCCCCAGGUCGGAGUCCUUCAGUAUCAGUGGGGUCCAGCCCGCUCGGACCCCGCCUAUGCUCAGACCCGUUGACCCACAGAUCCCACAUCUGGUAGCUGUAAAAUCCCAGGGACCUGCCCUGACUGCCUCCCAGUCAGUACACGAGCAGCCCACCAAGGGCCUGUCCGGGUUUCAGGAGGCUCUGAACGUGACCUCUCACCGCGUCGAGAUGCCGCGCCAGAACUCGGACCCCACCUCGGAAAACCCUCCUCUCCCCACUCGCAUUGAGAAGUUUGACAGAAGCUCUUGGUUACGACAGGAAGAAGACAUUCCACCAAAGGUGCCUCAAAGAACAACUUCUAUAUCCCCAGCAUUAGCCAGAAAGAACUCUCCUGGAAACGGCAGUGCCCUGGGCCCCAGACUAGGAUCCCAGCCCAUCAGAGCAAGCAACCCUGACCUCCGGAGAACUGAGCCCGUCUUAGAGAGCCCCUUGCAGAGGACCAGCAGUGGCAGUUCCUCCAGCUCCAGCACCCCCAGUUCCCAGCCCAGCUCCCAAGGUGGCUCUCAGCCUGGAUCUCAAGCAGGGUCCAGCGAACGGACCAGAGUGCGAGCCAACAGCAAGUCAGAAGGAUCACCUGUGCUUCCCCAUGAGCCUGCCAAGGCGAAACCAGAGGAAUCGAGGGACAUAACCCGACCUAGUCGACCAGCUAGCUAUAAGAAAGCUAUAGAUGAGGAUCUGACGGCAUUAGCCAAAGAACUCCGAGAACUCCGGAUUGAAGAGACAAACCGCCCACUGAAGAAAGUGACUGAUUACUCCUCCUCCAGUGAGGAGUCGGAAAGUAGUGAUGAAGAGGAGGAAGAUGGAGAGAGCGAGACUCAGGACGGGACCGUGGCUGUCAGUGACAUACCCAGACUGAUACCAACAGGCGCUCCCGGGGGCACGGAGCAGUACAACGUGGGAAUGGUCGGCACGCACGGGCUGGAGACCUCUCACGCAGAUGCGUUCAGUGGCAGUAUUUCAAGAGAGGGAACUUUGAUGAUAAGAGAGACCUCUGCAGAGAAGAAGCGAUCUGGCCACAGUGACAGCAAUGGCUUUGCCGGCCACAUCAAUCUCCCAGACCUGGUGCAGCAGAGUCAUUCCCCGGCUGGGACCCCGACUGAGGGCCUGGGACGCGUUUCCACGCACUCCCAGGAAAUGGACUCUGGGACUGAAUAUGGCAUGGGAAGCAGCACUAAAGCAUCCUUCACCCCCUUUGUGGACCCCAGAGUGUACCAGACGUCUCCCACUGAUGAAGAUGAAGAGGAUGAAGAAUCAUCAGCCACAGCUCUGUUUACUAGUGAACUUCUUAGGCAAGAGCAAGCCAAACUCAAUGAAGCAAGAAAGAUUUCAGUGGUAAACGUAAACCCAACCAACAUUCGGCCUCACAGUGACACACCGGAAAUCAGAAAAUACAAGAAACGAUUCAAUUCAGAAAUACUUUGUGCAGCUCUGUGGGGUGUAAACCUCCUGGUGGGAACUGAAAAUGGCCUGAUGCUUUUGGACCGAAGUGGGCAAGGCAAAGUCUAUAAUCUGAUCAAUCGGAGGCGAUUUCAGCAGAUGGAUGUGCUUGAGGGACUGAAUGUCCUCGUGACAAUAUCAGGAAAGAAGAAUAAGCUACGAGUUUACUAUCUUUCAUGGUUAAGAAAUAGAAUACUACACAAUGACCCAGAAGUGGAAAAGAAACAAGGCUGGAUCACCGUUGGGGACUUGGAAGGCUGUAUACAUUACAAAGUUGUUAAAUAUGAGAGGAUCAAAUUCUUGGUGAUUGCCUUAAAGAAUGCCGUGGAGAUAUAUGCUUGGGCUCCGAAACCAUAUCAUAAGUUCAUGGCAUUUAAGUCUUUUGCAGAUCUUCAGCACAAGCCUCUGCUUGUUGAUCUCACGGUAGAAGAAGGACAAAGAUUAAAGGUUAUUUUUGGUUCACACACUGGUUUCCAUGUAAUUGAUGUUGAUUCAGGAAACUCUUAUGAUAUCUACAUACCAUCUCACAUUCAGGGCAAUAUCACUCCUCAUGCCAUUGUCAUCUUGCCUAAAACAGAUGGGAUGGAGAUGCUCGUUUGCUAUGAGGAUGAGGGGGUGUACGUGAACACCUACGGCCGGAUAACUAAAGAUGUGGUGCUCCAAUGGGGAGAAAUGCCCACGUCUGUGGCCUACAUUCAUUCCAAUCAGAUAAUGGGCUGGGGCGAGAAAGCUAUUGAGAUCCGGUCAGUGGAAACAGGACAUUUGGAUGGAGUAUUUAUGCAUAAGCGAGCUCAAAGGUUAAAGUUUCUAUGUGAAAGAAAUGAUAAGGUAUUUUUUGCAUCCGUGCGAUCUGGAGGAAGUAGCCAAGUGUUUUUCAUGACCCUCAACAGAAAUUCCAUGAUGAACUGGUAACAGAAGAGCACUUGGCACUUAUCUUCAUGGCGUUAUUUCUAAUUUAAAAGAACAUAACUCAUGUGGACUUAUGCCAGUCUAGAGGCAGAAUCAGAAGGCUUGGUUGAACAUACCACUUUCCCCUUUUCCUCUCCCUCCACCUGUCCCCAAACAGUCCAUCUUUCAAUGUUGCAGCCUGGUUGAGAAGGAGAGAAAAAGGUGGCAGGAAUUUCCAGGAGAUCCCCAAGAAUGCUGCAUUGCCUGUGGACAGAGAUGGACCAUGUGCCCUUCGGAGUUAGGGAUAGAAACAAAUAUUGUGUGCUCUUAUGAUUAAGCUGUGUUAUGGUGGAUUCUGUGUUUUGUUUUGUUUUUUACCUUUUUUCUUUACUCCCUUACUUUGUAAGAAUGGGGAGAGAAUGCACACUGAGAAAAUUAGUCCAUUUUUAAUUGUCUGCCUGCUUUAAGUAUACAAUAUGUUGUAAAAUUUCCAAUUUCAAGUGGCGAGAGACAGCACAAUAAAUGUACCUUAUCUCCUUACACUGAAGGCCAUAACUGCACAGUGGGGUGAUUUGAGAACUCUUUUGCCUUCACCAACCCAAAAGGUUGCUUUGGUAGCAACUAGCUAAUGAGUUUUUAAGAGAAGAAAAAUACUGUACUGUUUUCCCCUCUUUUGGGAAAUAGAUUUUAAAUGGCUAAACUACUAGCCUUAGACUAAUAAAAUCAACUGCCAUUUUUGA